Molecule: messenger RNA, 506 nt
Organism: Acomys russatus (golden spiny mouse)
Lineage: Eukaryota; Metazoa; Chordata; Mammalia; Rodentia; Muridae
Gene: Ssna1
Product: SS nuclear autoantigen 1
Exons: 3
Coding region: 61-420 (119 amino acids)
Cellular component (GO): ciliary basal body; centrosome
Source: RefSeq, a predicted model, not a curated record
GCGCAGGCGCGGGCCUUGCCGCACCGGCGGCGGUUGAGGCUUCCGGACACGGCGCGGACCAUGACCCAACAGGGCGCGGCGCUGCAGAACUACAACAACGAGUUGGUCAAGUGCAUCGAGGAGUUGUGUCAGAAGCGAGAGGAGCUGUGCCGCCAGAUCCAGCAGGAGGAGGACGAAAAGCAACGGCUGCAGAAUGAGAUGAGGCAGCUGACGGAGAAGUUGGCCCGCGUCAACGAGAACCUGGCGCGCAAGAUAGCCUCUCGCAACGAGUUUGACCGGACCAUCGCCGAGACAGAGGCCGCCUACCUCAAGAUCCUGGAGAGCUCUCAGACUCUGCUUAGCGUCCUCAAAAGGGAAGCUGGGAACCUGACAAAAGCCACAGCCUCAGACCAGAAGAGCAGUGGAGGCAAGGAGAGCUGACAAGUGGCUGUCCCAGCCGUGCCUUAAAUGGCUGCUCAGUCCCCAACACGUCUGCCCUAAAGCGUCUUUCUUCUUCGUGACCUCAG